Messenger RNA from Schistosoma guineensis, 1165 nucleotides. NCBI's taxonomy places the organism in Eukaryota, Metazoa, Platyhelminthes, Trematoda, Strigeidida, Schistosomatidae. The record is from the annotation of a GenBank genome assembly.
AUGACCAACAAUUCUUGUCGUAAAUCACUUAUUAGCGUAAAUAACGAACUUGUGAGAAAAAUUCUUGAAGAUAAGUUUACUUUGGCAACCACUUCAUUCUCCAAUGUUUAUCUUGGAGCUUGGGAGGGAAAGAACGUUGUAGUUAAAUUCUUUCAUGAGAAGCACAAGCCUCUAGCCCAAAAAGAAUUAUCACUUAUUGCUCAACUUGAACAUGAAAAUAUUAUACAUUUGAUUGGUGCCGGACCUUCAUUUCCAUUGGAUUGUUCUUUCUUGAUCCUCGAGUAUGCCAAUUGUCAUUCAUUACAAAACGUUUUGUAUGACUUCUCUGGAGUUCAUUAUAACCUGGUUAAUACUUUGAAUUGGAUAUUGCAAAUUAGUCGGGCUUCAGACUAUUUACAUCGUUUAUGUUCCCCCUCAGUUAUACAUGCAGAUAUAAAACCUUCCAAUAUUUUAGGUUUUGAUAGACUGCGUUUAGUUAAAUUAGGUGAUUUUGGAUCAUCUAGAACUACUUUGUCUGACGAACCUUCUGUUUUUGGAACUCUGUGUUAUAUGGCCCCAGAACUAUGGACAGUUCGAAGUGGUGAAAAAUUACCAUACUCAGAAAAAUCUGAUGUCUACAGUUUAACGGUUACAUUUUGGGAAUUUCUAGCUCGUGAACCCCCAAAUAAAAUCCUGAAAAGACGUGAUGUAGCAGACAAGUUUUGGUCUUCUAUUACUCAGCGACCACCUACAUUAGCUGGGUGUCCUGAACUACUAAGCAUUAUUAUUGAGAGUGGUUGGGCUGUAAAUCCCAUGAUUCGACCUACAAUGUUCCAACUGAGCAGAUGUUUGACUUCUAUAAUUGAACAAAUAUUUCCAGUAGAUAGCAUUAUCCAAGGUGUUGAUAUCCCUGAUGACUGUUUAAACUUUUUAAAGAAAUUGUAGAAUAAUGCACCUUAAAAGUGUAUAUAGUUUGAGACAAUGUUCCCUGUUUUCCUAAACUUCCAAGUACAUGUGAAAUAAUCUUACAGUAUCCGUUGGGUUAGCUGUUUAUCAUUCGUUGGAAGACUUCACUAACCGUACAGUUCUAUUCCAAUAUAUGUACUUUUAAUAUUCCGUAUUGUGUAAACUAUUUUUUAUUCCUAACCCAAGUUGAUUUUCUAUACUAUAAACUGGUUUAGGUCAG